AUGGACCCCCGCGACCCCAACAACCGCCUCUACCUCAACGUCGACAAGUCCCAGCAGCAGCGCUUCUCCCCCUCGGACCGCGCCUAUCCCACCACCCCUUCGACUUUCCCCCAGCUCGUGCCCCAGAACCUCAGCCAGCAGAUGGGCCAGCAGUCUGGCCAGAACUACAACAGCCAGUACCAGGGCCAGGGCCAGGGCAACUACUUUCCUCAGCAGUCCCAGUACUCGCAGUCGCAGUACCAGCAGCAAGCUCCCAACGACUAUCUUGCCGCCCAAAGUGCCUACCCGAGAUCCGGCACCCCCACCGAUCCCAAUGGCGGCCUUGCACACCAGUUCUCCCACCAGAACCUAGGUGGAGGUGCUGCCCGCGGAGGCCAGCAAGGCUAUGCUCCUCGUGGACCUGCCACUUCCCAGCGGCCUCGCACUUCAGGCUCGUCGGGCCAUCAGUCUGGCGGCAGCUACCAGCAGCACCCUCCGAUGCCCUCGUCCAGCCCGCGCCCGGCCGAGUUCCAGGCCGCCCCUGAACGGACACCGGAAAAGUACGGCACCAAUGCCAACAACAACCAGAAGAAGUGCUCGCAGCUUGCUGCCGACUUCUUCAAGGAUAGUGUCAAGCGGGCCCGUGAGCGCAAUCUGAGACAGAACGAGAUCGAACAGAAGCUCGCCGACCCCUCCCAGUCGAGUUCCAGGCGCGAGCAGCUAUGGCAGAAUGGAGGCAAGAAAGAGGCCCGAUAUUUGCGCUUCCUGAGAACAAAGGACAAGCCUGACAACUACACAACCAUCAAGAUCAUUGGCAAGGGUGCCUUCGGAGAGGUCAAGCUCGUCCAGAAGAAAUCGGAUGGCAUUGUCUAUGCCAUGAAGUCCCUGAUUAAGACGGAAAUGUUCAAGAAAGACCAGUUGGCCCACGUGCGUGCCGAACGAGAUAUCCUGGCCGAGUCGGACAGCCCAUGGGUGGUGAAGCUCUUCACGACAUUUCAGGACGCCAACUUCCUGUACAUGUUGAUGGAAUUCUUGCCCGGUGGUGAUUUGAUGACCAUGCUCAUCAAGUACGAGAUCUUUUCUGAGGACAUUACGAGAUUUUACAUCGCGGAGAUUGUGUUGGCUAUAGAAGCAGUGCACAAGUUGGGCUUCAUUCACCGCGACAUCAAACCUGACAAUAUUCUCUUGGAUCGGGGCGGCCACGUCAAGCUGACAGAUUUCGGCUUGUCCACCGGCUUCCACAAGCUCCACGAUAACAACUACUAUCAGCAGCUCCUCCAGGGCAAAUCAAACAGACCAAGAGAUCGCAACUCGAUUGCCAUCGACCAAAUCAACCUGACUGUCAGCAACCGAGCGCAAAUUAACGAUUGGAGAAAGUCUCGCCGAGUCAUGGCAUACUCGACAGUAGGCACACCAGACUACAUCGCGCCAGAGAUCUUCACUGGCCAUGGAUACAGCUUUGACUGUGAUUGGUGGUCAUUGGGAACGAUCAUGUUCGAGUGCUUGGUUGGCUGGCCUCCGUUCUGUGCCGAGGACAGCCACGAUACGUACAGAAAGAUUGUCAACUGGAGGCAGUCGCUUUACUUCCCCGACGACAUCACCCUUGGUGCGGAGGCUGAGCAUCUCAUUCGCAACCUGAUCUGCAACACGGAAGUACGACUUGGCCGUGGUGGUGCGCACGAGAUCAAGAGCCACGCGUUCUUCCGCGGAGUUGACUUUGACAGCCUGCGUCGCAUCCGUGCUCCUUUCGAGCCCAGAUUGACGUCUGCCAUUGAUACGACAUACUUCCCCACGGAUGAGAUUGACCAGACCGACAACGCUACUGUGCUGGCUGCGCAAAACCUUGCCGCUGGCCGGACGGACAACGACGAGGCGCCCGAGAUGAGUUUGCCAUUCAUUGGAUACACUUUCAAGCGGUUCGACAACAACUUCCGAUAA
Molecule: messenger RNA, 1917 nt
Organism: Microdochium trichocladiopsis
Lineage: Eukaryota; Fungi; Ascomycota; Sordariomycetes; Xylariales; Microdochiaceae
Product: serine/threonine protein kinase, AGC family
Exons: 4
Coding region: 1-1917 (638 amino acids)
Biological process (GO): peptidyl-serine phosphorylation; intracellular signal transduction
Molecular function (GO): ATP binding; protein serine/threonine kinase activity
Source: RefSeq, a predicted model, not a curated record